CCAAACUGGUUUACAGAUAUGGCUACAGUGCCGACCAAUCAAUGAAGGGCUACGCCAAUUUCAGUCUGGCAGUCUUUAAUGUAAAUGACUUCCAGGCUAAGAGUGUACCGGAUGACCCCCAGUUCGAUAUCUUUGGAAAUGUGACAUACUGCAGAUACCGCGACUACCGUCGACCAGCCACAAAUCACGUAGGAGAUGCAGGAGUAGGCACGGGAGAGGAAUACACAUUUACGCUGGUCUACUGGCACAUCCUGGCCGCCAGGCUGGCUUUCAUUGUCGUGUUUGAGAACUUGAUUAUAUUGGCAACCUGGUUGGUGAUGUACCUCAUCCCAGACAUGCCAGGAUCUGUGAAGCUCCAGAUGCUGAGAGAAAAUUUCUUGGCCAAGGAAGCACUUUAUACAGCGGAGACAGUAAUGAAGGCAAGACGUGGCAAUGAUAAUGCCACAAACGCCACCAAUACGCUAUUCUGAUGACAAAUACAGGUUUUAUCUCCUAGAAAAUAGUCUGAUACAAAGGAGGAGUAUUUGCCCAUUUACUGACAUCAAUCAACAAACUCUACCAUUGUGUGUUUCAGAGUUCUGUUUAUCAGAAAGCACAGGAAACACAUAUUUGAUAUGCAGAAUUUUCUGGAGACAAUUUGUAUGUUACUGUAUAUAAUUCAAAGGAAAAGGGGUUAACUUGUGAUUUUUAGAUUUUUUUAUGAAGAUUUUUUUGCCAGAAUCUCAACCUGACAACAAAUUAUACAUUUAAGUGUGUUUUUCUAUGCAGCCUUAAAGGGAUAUUAUUAUUCUUGAACCACGUUUACGACAGACCAAGUAGCUUUCUUUUUAACUUCAGUGUAGCUAUAAUCCAUUAUAACCCAGUACUUUCAGGUUGUAGAUAUAGUAUUAAGUAUUAAAACCAAAAUAUUGUUAUAAGACAUUUGAUUUAAAACAAACAUUGAAUCUAUUGUUGUGAAAUUUAUAAACAUAUAUACUCGUUAUUAUUGAAGACUGUUAAAAUAGAUUGUUCCUUAAAAUCUGAAUACAAUUAUUUUUUCUAAAU
Molecule: messenger RNA, 1044 nt
Organism: Mizuhopecten yessoensis (Yesso scallop)
Lineage: Eukaryota; Metazoa; Mollusca; Bivalvia; Pectinida; Pectinidae
Product: anoctamin-4-like
Exons: 3
Coding region: 42-470 (142 amino acids)
Source: RefSeq, a predicted model, not a curated record